UGACUUAUGCAAUUAGUUUUAUAAUUAGAUCACUAAUUUGUCGAUAUGAUCCGAAGUAAAAAUUAGUCAUAGAUCCUAGCAUCUCUAGGUGACGGAACAGUCUGGAACAGUCGAACAGAGCAAAGUGGAAACGGCUGGUUGGUGCACAAAAGGAAAAAAUUUCACCGUCCAACCAUUCUCAGCCUUCCAUGUGCCUUGUUGACUUGUCCACGACACAUCAAUCACUUUCUUUUUCUGCCCCCCGAAAUUUGUUUGGAUUCCUUUUCUCCCCUCUCCCAAAUGAAAAGAAGAACAACAAGGAUCUUGGGAAUCCAUCAGCCGAGAUUCCGCCCACAUCUCUCUCGUUUCCGCCACCGCGGCCUCCGCUGUCUGCCUGUCCCCGCAGCCGCGGCAGCCCACUCAAGAUCGCCGCCACUUCUUGUCUUCUUCCGACCGCAAUCGGGAGCUGGGCACUAUGGGGAUACCCAGUGACGAGGUGGUGCAAAUCCGCCACGCCGACGCCGCCGGCGACCCCGCCGUCGUCACCGUCAGCUGCCCCGACAAGACGGGCCUCGGCUGCGACCUCUGCCGGGUCGUCCUCCUCUUCGGCCUCAGCGUUGUCAAGGGGGACUUGAGCACGGACGGGCGCUGGUGCUACAUCGUGCUCUGGGUGCUGCCGCGGCGGGGCCGGGGGCGGCGGCCCGUGCCGUGGGACCUCCUCAAGGAUAGGCUGCUUCAGCUCUGCCCUGUCGCGGCGCCGUUCGGGUUCGACGCCGCCUGCCUCGCGGCCGCUGGCAUCCAGGACGCCGCGAACCCCGCGCCGCCACAGCUCUUCUUGCUCAAGCUAUACUGCUUCGACCGGAUGGGCCUCUUGCAUGAUGUGACACGAGUCUUGUGUGAGCUAGAGUUCACGAUUCGGAGGGUGAAGGUCUCUACCACGCCUGAUGGGAAUGUGCUGGACCUUUUCUUCAUCACAGAUACCAGGGAGCUUCUGCACACAAAGAGCAGAAGGGAAGAAGCGUACGACAAACUCGAUAGUGUCUUAGGGGACUCCUUGACAAGUCGUGAAAUAGAUCUUGCCACCGAAGACAUGUUGUCUUGCCUUCAAGCUUGUGCUUCGUUGAUGCCUGCUGUAGUGGAACAGAUGUUUAACAUGGAUCUCAUAGAGGAGCAGUCAAUCAGCACAAGAGGUGGUGAUACCAUCUCCGUGACAAUGGACAACUCUCUAAGCUCUGUGCACACUCUUAUUCAGAUUCAGUGUGGUGAUCGUAAGGGCCUCCUAUAUGACAUCAUGAGGACAGUCAAGGACUGCAACAUUCAGAUCUCCUAUGGCCGAUUCUAUGCUAGCCAAAAUCGAAGGUGUGAUGUGGAUUUGUUCGUAGUGCAAUCAGAUGGAAAGAAGAUCCUUGAUCUGCAAAGGCAGGGAUCCCUGUGUUGUCGCCUAAGGAUGGAACUCCUCCGACCACUGCGUGUGGCAUUGGUGGACCGGGGUCCUGACACAGAGCUGCUGGUAGCAAACCCCGUUGAGGUCUCUGGCAAGGGUAGGCCGUUGGUGUUCUAUGACAUCACCCUUGCUCUCAAGAAUCUUCAGAAACGAAUCUUCUUGGCUGAGAUUGGCAGGCACGUUGUGGAAGAUAGGGAGUGGGAAGUCUACAGGGUGCACUUUGGUGAGGAGCAUGAUCUCUCAUCUUCACUGCGGAGCAAGAUUGUGGAUGGAGUCACCAACAUGCUGAUGGGGAGGGACUGAUGACACUGCUGUUGUGCCUCUGAAUUCUGAAACGUUAUCUUUAGUAAUCCUGCAAAAACUAAUUUAGGUGUAAGUAAAAUUAACCAACUGAUCUUUACUUAACUCUAAAAUGUAGCUUUUUUUUAACAAAUCCAGAGACACUGUAGUGAUUAAAUCCUGGAUAACUUGAGUGUACUCUAUUUGUUGACUGGGACACAGGGUCCUAAACAUACAACAACUUACCAAGCUUCAAUUCGCUCGCCAUCAGGCCAUCACCAAUGUGUGUACAUACAUUGAACCAGGAUCAAGUAUUCUGUGUGAAAAUAUAACUUUCUGUGUUAACCA
Setaria italica (foxtail millet) is the source of this 2050-nucleotide messenger RNA. Its product is annotated as ACT domain-containing protein ACR10. The coding region runs from base 455 to 1726 and encodes 423 amino acids. The transcript is spliced from 5 exons. NCBI's taxonomy places the organism in Eukaryota, Viridiplantae, Streptophyta, Magnoliopsida, Poales, Poaceae. The record is from RefSeq and is a predicted model, not a curated record.